AUGCCUCUCAUAGAUUUCACGAAUCCGGACGUUAUUAAAUUCCUCGUCGAAAACUACGAGAAGACCGCUCGGUUGCGGAUGAAAUGGAACAGCUUGUACGGAGACAAACUGCAGGAGGCGGCCACUUUACACAGAGAAGAGAAGGGUUACACCACGUAUGACGUGUUCAAACAAAACAUGAUUGAUGGCAUGGCAGCCAUCAGCAGAGACCACGUCACAGCCGGUCACAACAGAAGAAAAGUACCACUCCGAGACGGAAAACACAUACCAGGAGUCGCAGACAUGAAAAAAGGCCAUUCUAUAGUCGACGUGGGACUAGGAGACCCUGAAGAAGACCCCAGGCUCGCCCGACCAGACACCGACACUACUUUAGACCCAAUCAUGCGUGUAGUUGAUCCUAAUCAAAAAAAAAUAAUCUACAAAGACAUCCCGUUUUACGGUCGGAAAGUUUAUCUGAAAAAUAGGUCAAGAAUGAAGCCAGAACAGAAGUACUACUUUCGAGAAUGUUCUGGAUGGGACUGCGGCUGGAGACUGCAGGAUAGCUUCUUCUCGAGGAACGCUCCGAGUCACGGGCGCGUGUGGAGGCUAUCCCGAGAUGUUAAGAGUCGAACUGGACCGCAUCCUGACCCGGCCUACUAUAACGACCCAGAAAUAGCUACUGUCAAUAAGUGCCCUAAAUAA
This is a messenger RNA of Amyelois transitella, 681 nucleotides long. RefSeq lists its product as uncharacterized. The record is from RefSeq and is a predicted model, not a curated record. Lineage: Eukaryota; Metazoa; Arthropoda; Insecta; Lepidoptera; Pyralidae. The coding region runs from base 1 to 681 and encodes 226 amino acids. The transcript has a single exon.